Molecule: messenger RNA, 3491 nt
Organism: Zophobas morio
Lineage: Eukaryota; Metazoa; Arthropoda; Insecta; Coleoptera; Tenebrionidae
Gene: RpI135
Product: DNA-directed RNA polymerase I subunit RPA2
Exons: 9
Coding region: 94-3453 (1119 amino acids)
Biological process (GO): DNA-templated transcription
Cellular component (GO): nucleus; RNA polymerase I complex
Molecular function (GO): ribonucleoside binding; DNA binding
Source: RefSeq, a predicted model, not a curated record
UUGCAUGCACACCACGUACGCACGUGCUCAGUGACUGUCAGUACAGUAGUGAUUCUAAUUUAUUUUAAUGUUGUAACGACUAUAGUUAUUAAAAUGUUGCAAGAACCGACGCUUUCCAAUUUAACCAAAGGCAACUUCGGCGAGCCAGCUUCAGAGCCAAACCCGCUGUUGCAACAAUUAGGCCUGCCCCAUGUCACCAGUUUCAACUACAUGAUUAACAAAGGUUUAGACCAAGCAAUCGCCAAUUUAAACCCCAUCGAAUUUACCCUCAACGGCGACAAAAUCAAACUUUCCAUAGUGGAUGGUAGUUUGAGCUGUCCGUUGGCCCCUCUGGGCACCGUUGGGGUCAAAACCAUGAAAAUUUUUCCGUCCGAGUGUCGACAAAAGGCUGCCACUUACAAAGGGCGCUUUUUGGCUAGAGUGCAUUGGGCGAUAAAUGGGGUGCCGCAGUCACCCUUUGAUAAAGAUAUGGGAGAGUUGCCCAUCAUGGUUAAAUCCAAUAAGUGUCACUUGAAUGUGAUGAACCCUAAAGAGUUGGUUAAACACGGCGAGCACGAGGACGAAUGGGGGGGCUACUUUAUAGUCAAAGGUCACGAAAGACUAGUCCGAAUGUUGUUGAUGACGCGCCGAAAUUACCCCAUCGCUAUUCGUAGAGGGGGUUGGAAGAUGAGAGGGUCGUUGUUUUCUGAUUGUGGGGUGACAAUCAGGUGUGUGAAAGAAGACCAAACAGCUACGAAUAACGUUUUACACUUCGUGACCGACGGAAGCGCGAAAUUGAUGUUCAGUUAUAGGAAAAACCUGUAUUAUACGCCUUUAGUUCUAAUUAUGAAGUGUCUGUGUGACUACUGUGACCAAUUUAUUUAUCAGAAACUGAUUCAGGGCUACCAACACGACUCCUACUACGUUGAUUGUGUUCAAAACAUGCUACGUCUGCUCCACGUCGAGAAUCUUCACACCCACGACGACUGCAAAUCCUACUUAGGCAAAAUGUUCCGGAUCAAGUUCACCGAGUGUCCCGAGUGGUACACCGACACAGAAAUCGCCGAUUUCAUCCUCAAAAAAUGCGUCCUAAUCCACCUAAACAAACCAGAAGACAAAUUCAACAUGUUGGUAUUCAUGACACAAAAGCUAUUCGUUUUUGCGCAGGAUCGUUGCAAAGCGGAGGGCGCUGAUGCCGUCAUGAUGCAAGAACUCCUCCUAGGAGGCCACUUAUACCAACAAAUCCUUAAAGAAAAACUCCAGAACUGGCUAAUCGGGUUAAAAUACAAUAUAAUGAAACGUAAUAGCAACGGGAGUCUCACUCAAAGCGAGAUCCUCCAAGCCGCUAAACGUUCGGGAGGGUUAGAACACGCCUUCGGGAAUUUUCUAGCCACGGGAAAUUUAAACAGCACGUCGGGACUAGGUCUAAUGCAAGACAAAGGGUUAACAAUAGUCGCGGAAAAUAUAAAUCGUAUGCGCUACAUGUCGCAUUUCAAGGCGGUUCACCGGGGGGCUUUUUUCCAAGAGAUGCGAACGACUGAGGUUAGACAGUUGUUGCCGGACGCUUGGGGGUUCAUUUGUCCCGUGCAUACCCCCGACGGGAGUCCGUGCGGGCUUUUGAACCACCUCACCACGAACUGCUCUGUCACGGACAUCCCCGAUUCCAAAAAAGUCGACAAUGUACCCUUAAUUCUGACGAAAUUGGGUAUGGUUGCCGUUAAAAAUGUCACCGGUGGGCAGAACUAUGUCGUGGUUCUUGACGGACGGGUUCUUGGUUACGUCAAGAAGGAUUUGGCACCGAAAUUAGUGGAGCAGUUGCGCUUGUAUAAAAUUAAAGGUGAAGAGGUACCAAACACUUUGGAGAUUGUUUUGGUCCCGAUUUUGAAAGUUAGUGGUCAAUUCCCGGGGUUGUUUUUGUUUACGGGACCCGCGCGGAUGAUGAGGCCUGUGAUGAACCUGGCUUUGAAGGAGGUGGAGUUCGUGGGGACGUUCGAACAGGUUUAUAUGGAUAUUUGUGUGUCGGGGGAUGAAUUUUAUAAGGGAGUUACUACCCAUAUGGAACUGUCUAAACUGACGUUCCUGUCGAAUUUGGCCCAACUUAUUCCGAUGCCGGAUUGUAAUCAGUCACCGCGUAACAUGUACCAGUGUCAAAUGGGUAAACAAACCAUGGGUACUCCGUGUUUGAACUGGCCGCUACAAUCAGAAACCAAGCUCUAUAGGUUACAAACCCCAGGAUCGCCGCUUUUUCGCCCGGUGCACUACGACAACAUCAAACUUGAUGACUUCGCCAUGGGUACUAACGCAAUAGUGGCGGUUAUUAGUUACACGGGCUACGAUAUGGAGGACGCUAUGAUUAUAAAUAAAGCCGCCGACGAACGAGGAUUCGCCCACGGUUCGAUUUUUAAAACCGAAUUCGCGAUGUUGGAACACUCGUCGUCGUACUUCUGUCGAGACCCGGAAAAACCCACCUUGGUGGAAUUUCUGGACACCGAUGGGUUACCCUUCAUCGGGAGACGAAUGAAGGACGGAGAACCCUUUUAUUGUUACUACAGCGUAGACGAAUCCCAAUACAAAGUAGUCAAGUUUCACGGCAAAGAAGAGUGUUUUGUGGACAGCGUGAAGAUGUGCUCUAGUUUCGAAACGUCGAAUCGGACAGCGUGCGUCACUUUCAGGAUUCCCCGAAACCCAUCUGUCGGUGAUAAAUUCGCUAGUCGCGCUGGUCAAAAAGGCAUUUGUUCGCAAAAGUGGCCCAUGGAAGAUCUACCCUUCACCGAAACCGGGUUAGUUCCGGACAUCGUUUUCAACCCUCAUGGGUUUCCGUCGCGGAUGACCAUCGCUAUGAUGAUCGAAGUGAUGGCUGGAAAAUCAGCCGCUUUGCACGGAUUGGUCCAUGACGCUACCCCGUUUAAAUUCACUGAAGAUGACACAGCGAUUGACUAUUUCGGGAAACUGUUGGAGGCUGGAGGGUACAACUACUACGGGACGGAGACCAUGUAUUCAGGGAUCGACGGGCGAGAAUUGACUGCACAAAUCUUCUUCGGUAUAGUUCACUAUCAGAGGUUGCGGCACAUGGUUUCAGAUAAGUGGCAGGUGCGUUCCACUGGUCCUAACGACAUUCUAACCCGCCAACCCCUGAAAGGGAGAAAGCGAGGAGGGGGUGUUCGUUUCGGGGAGAUGGAGCGUGAUUCGUUGAUCAGUCACGGGGCGUCGUUUUUGCUCCAGGAUAGGUUGUUACAUUGUUCAGAUAAAUCAAGUGCUUUUAUUUGUACGUCGUGCGGCACAUUGUUGGGUCCCGUUACCAUAGUAACAAGAGUCGCCGAAAAGCCGAGUUGGUCCAGUUACAAAGAUAUUUGUAGGUUAUGUGGCCACGGCAAAAACGUGUCCGAGAUUCAAAUUCCUUACAUUUUUAAGUUUUUUGUGACGCAGAUGGCGUCGUGUAAUAUAAACGUCAAAAUUGUGACGCGCCAGGUGUGACGCUAGCGCCACGCCAACAAAUAUACAACUUCACUCUA